This is a messenger RNA of Diabrotica balteata, 1038 nucleotides long. Lineage: Eukaryota; Metazoa; Arthropoda; Insecta; Coleoptera; Chrysomelidae. The record is from the annotation of a GenBank genome assembly.
AUAUACGGUAUUUACAUUUAUUCACUUUUAAGUUUUAAAAUGAGUUUUGAAUUUUUAGAAAAUACAGAAGAAUUAUUCUAUAACAAUGCCGUUAAUUAUUGGUCAGAAAUUCCAGCUACACUGGACGGUAUGCUCGGAGGCUUCGGAUAUAUCUCCCAAACAGACAUUAAAGGUUCCAAAAUGUUGUUAAAGCAACUAUUUAAUUCUAAAGAUCCUCCGGGUAGAGAGUAUGCCAUAGAUUGUGGAGCCGGUAUCGGGAGGAUCUCAAAAUUCUUAUUGACCGAGAUGUUUGAUAAAGUAGACAUGGUAGAACAAAAUGCAGCUUUUCUAGAACAAGCAAAAAAGUAUUUAGGACCAAAGAUAGCAAAAGUACCCAACUGUUAUUCUGUAGGCUUACAAAACUUUGAGCCGGAGCCCAACAAGUAUGAUGUUAUCUGGAUUCAGUGGGUAAUAGGACAUUUAACAAAUAAAGAUCUAGUCAAAUUUUUAAAAUCUUGCAGCAAGGGUUUAAAGAAAAAUGGUGUGAUAGUUUUAAAAGAAAACAUAACCUCUACAGACGAUAUUGAAAAAGAUGAACAAGAUUCUUCAGUUACCCGACCAAUGUAUCUCUUCCAUCAGUUAUUUCAAAAAGCAGACUUGACUUGUUAUAGGCAGUCCAAGCAACACAACUUUCCUAAAGGUUUAUUUUCCGUCUAUAUGUUUGUAUUAAAACCUAUUAAAGAUGAUGUACCUGACACAACACCUCAAACAGAAGAAUCACCCUUAAAAGAGAAAUCACUUCCAUUAGUUGAGUUAUCUAAAGAAGAUGAGCAAAUUAAUGAAGCUACUAAAGAUCUGGAGAAUACUACUGAAGUCCAGCAGUUGUCAAAACCUGAUAUUAAUGAACUACAACAAUCCAGAAAUGUUGAGACCAAAGAUAUAAUUGAAAAAUGAGGACUAAGUGUACAGUUUGAGUGUACUAAGGACUAAGUGUACAAUUUUUAUGAAUGUAUGUGGUUUUAUUACAGUGAACAAUAAAUAAAGAUAAAAUGACUUUAA